UUGGAGGGAAAUCUACAGUGUGACGUCUCUUGCAGUAAAACCUGAAUUUGUCGUUAUGCGCACUUCACAGGGUUCCUUUUUAUGAAGCGCUCCUUCAUGUGCCAGUUUCUGUGCAACAUAAAUGAUAACAUUGUUGUUGGUAUUUGAAAGAUUCUGGUGAAUGCGCGAGAGGGUAAUCAGGCAAACGUCGUUUGCUUUUCUAUUUGUUCAUUUAAAUCAUUGAUAUUAUUAAUACGAAAAGAUGAUGAGAGGCAUCGGGAAGUGGUUAGGGAUGAAGCGUAGAAAUGUAGAACCUAAAAGAUCUCGGAUUGACAGAAGGAAGACUCGAACAUACCCCGUUGACCUUUUGGACGACAGUGACGAAGGUUCGUAUCAUAGUACAACCAGCGUCAGUUCAGAAAGCGAGUUCCAGAGCUCUGACGAUGGGUCAGAUACCUCGGAUAGUUCAAACCCAAAGCGCAAAAGUAGUGAAGAUGGCAGCGAAAAUGACGAUAAGAAUGUUAGGUCACGACAAGCGCAGCGAAAGCGGUCGUCCGCCAGCACAACAGUUCUUGAUGACAGUUCAAGUGAUUCCGAAAGUGACGUCGGCGCUGAGCCACUCAGAAAGGUUUUGCAGAGAAAACGACUGAAGUUGGUCGACUCAGAGGACGAGGCGGCUGAAGAAAAGAAAAGAGAAUCCGAGGUGAGGGAAGCUGCCGCCAAACGCAGAGAACGUAAAAACAAACUGAUGGAAUUAUUGGAACGGAGGAAGUCGGGUCCUUCACGUAAGAGACGCAGAACUUUGGGUUCAGAAGAGGAUGAGAAGGAGAAAGAGGUUAAAGUUGAGGAGGUUAAAGAGGCAGAACAAAAAAAAGAGGAAGAAUCUGAAAAUGACAGUAGUGAUGAUGAGGAGGAGGAUGCAGCUGUGGAGGUGAACAGCAGUGAGGAAGAAAGACAGGCAGAUAGUGACAGCCUGAAAGACUUUAUCGUUGAUGAUGAAGAAGAGAAAACUGGUGAAAAAGAAGAGGAGGGGACCACAGAAAAGUCUUACCUUUCACAACUUCCUCGCCAGUUCAUCACAGGUUCUCACAAAACACACUUCCAGGUGGUUGUCAAGGCCUUACUGAUCAAUGUCUUGGAUGAAACCUUCCUCGAGUCACUUUACAGUGGGGAACGGAAUAAGCGUUAUGCCCAGGAGAUGAAAUCCUCGUUGCACCACUUUGAUGAACGCUUGGUUCUCCCCCGUCUGGAGAACCUGAGACAGAGGAGCCGCUGGAAGGACCGCUACAAAGAGCGAGUGGAAUGUUACCCAAAGUUGUCAGUCGUGAUGACAGGGGUCAGGAAUAAGGUAUGUGAGGCCUGUGAGCUCCACAGAACAACUCGUUACUCUGUGCGUCUCUCUGGGCAGCUGUACGAUACUGACACCCUACAGGAGGACAAGUUCAUGCCUGACGACAGACAGAGUUUUUUUGUUGGAUCUGUGUGUGCCAGUCGCACGGAGGUCUACCACACUUUGAAGCACUUCAAGUAUCGUCUGUUUGAGCGCUGUCGCAAAGCUCUAGAGACAGAGAGAAAGGAGCAAGAAGAAGAAGAAGGGGAUGCAGCUGAGGAGGAACCAGUGAAGGACACUGUCAACAAAGUGUUCACCAAAUUGGAGGAGGCAGGCUGGAUCUCAAAGCAAUUUGAAGAAUUUCAAGAACAUCUCAACGCUGCAGAUUUCUUCCAAGAUGAGAAACUGGACUGAAGGCGUAGAAGAUGAAGCCUUACCUUUAAUUAACGGGAUGUUAUUUAUAAUUAUUAUUCUUUUUUUACAUUUUAUUUUUACUCUGUAAAUAGUUGGUCGUAUUUUACAUAAUGAAAAGACUUAACAUCCAGCUCAAUCGUUAUUGUUGAAAAGCUGCAUAAUGUUGGUUAUUCAGAUCUUAGCUUAGAUUCAUGCAUCUUUGAAAUAUUUACUUUCUAAUGAAACUCUUUAAAGCAUGCCUCUGACUUUUUUGUCGAUACAUAUCUCACUUUUUUUAAAACAGAUAAUAUGUCUCUCAUAAGGCAAAUCUAUAUCGGAGAAGUCCAUGGCAUGAAAAAAUAAAAACCUAUUUCUCAUGUAAGGCUAUUUCAGUUAUAACCAUAAGGACUGUGUUUUUGAGAGAGCUAAUGCUGUUAGCAAGUGUAAGCUGGUAUAAUAUGCUAUUACCUUAGGAUGACAGAAUGAAUGUC
Molecule: messenger RNA, 2193 nt
Organism: Chanos chanos (milkfish)
Lineage: Eukaryota; Metazoa; Chordata; Actinopteri; Gonorynchiformes; Chanidae
Gene: ccdc82
Product: coiled-coil domain containing 82
Exons: 7
Coding region: 242-1723 (493 amino acids)
Cellular component (GO): nucleus
Source: RefSeq, a predicted model, not a curated record